Molecule: messenger RNA, 3947 nt
Organism: Drosophila navojoa
Lineage: Eukaryota; Metazoa; Arthropoda; Insecta; Diptera; Drosophilidae
Source: RefSeq, a predicted model, not a curated record
UUAAAAUGCCUAAGGUCAGUGAUAAUACAAUGCGCGAACUUGAGGACAUUUUGAACGAGAGCGAAACCUACGCGGAUCGGCUGACUGCGUUUCUUAAGCUUAAGACAGCACCAAAACCGGCUAACAAUGGACCUUUACUAAUGUGCGAUGCGGAUUUGUCCUUUGACUUUGAUGUUGAUUUGAUAAAACUACCACCAAAGCAGCAACCAGCAUCUCCAAAAGAUGCGAUAUCAGCUGAACAUAAAGAGCACCCAUUACGUGAGAUAACUAACCAAACCUCAGCCCCAAAUGACCACAAUAGGGAAAUAGUACCUCCAAUUGUUUCAAACACACAAGAGUGUCGAUCUACAUCGCCUGCCCGUACCGAUGGAUGUCCAGCGUCCAAUGCCUCGGCAUCUGGUAUUUGUCUAACGUCACCGCGCAGAUCCCUACCGCGACGCAGCGGGAUUCAUGUAGCUGGCUCCGAUCGUUUACGUCGUGUGGCCAUACAAAGACGAUCACGCAGCUGUGGUCGUCGUGAUUUGCUUAAUGAAUUCAAUAAUUUGUCGAAGAUCAGUUCAAAUUUCGAACCGCCAGUGAGCAGCACGCCAGCAUCUGAGAAGAAAGACACAGCCAAGCCAGCAGAGUCGCCCCAAGAAAAGCUUCAAAAGGAACAACGCGAUGAGCAACUAUCACAAGCAUCCAAUCACUCUGUGAGGCUAUCAACCCAGCGUUCAUCGUCGUCGGAUUGCAAUAAGCGACGCACCUAUACCAUUGAAAUGGGCCCCGAGCCUGGGCAGCUGCUGUUGUCUCCGUCGAUAAAGGGCGCCCAAGACUUAUCCAUAUCGAAUGCAUCACUGAGACAGACACGAAGUCGCCUUGCACAAUACAGAGAACAAGCUGAACUGUCGGCAGCCCGUCUGAAGAUCUUAGCUCCUGAUACACCGGCGCGUGCUUUAUCUCACACACUACCAAAUCCAGAAUAUAUAGUGCCCGAAACACAACCUCAGCCAAUACUACACAAUUUGUCCAACAACGCUUUGGUGGCACCCUUUAUGGUUGUACCCAUAAGCUCGAUGCUCGCAGCUAAUGCUCAGCCAGCUAAUGCUCAGGCAGCUAGUGGAAUACCAGCUGCUACACCAGUGGAUGCCGCAGUUCAAGUGAAACCGACUCCAAGUACUACGGUGGCCAAUCGCAGCAUGCAGACCUCUUACAGCCCGGUUGCUGUGCAGAAGUUAGAGGACAUCAUGACGGACGAUGAUAGCGAAGAAGAGCGGCAGUCAAGUCGAGUACCCUUAAAUCUGGCAGCAGCCACUGGCAACAACAACAGGCAACGUAGCUUACGCAGUCGUGUGCAACGCGUGGAGAACUCUAUGCAGCUGCUUGAUCUACAUCAGUCCCGCUCAAGCAAUUCACGCAAACGCGAGCAACGCAAGCCACGCCAAACGGUGCUUAACAAGCCCUCCCAGCCGGCUAUAAAUGGCGAGCAAUUUGCUUACGAGCUGGCACGCAUGAGCAACUACGAGAUCUUAGAUUUGCGCAAGCGGAACUCCUUGGGCAGACACCGUCCAGUGAAUGGUCAUCGACAGCAGGCUACAGAGCAAGAGAAGCAGCAGAUGCUGCUGGAUCAGCACAUUGAAUGGGAAAUAUUGCGGCGCAAUCUGGAAGAGCAAAGCGAGCAGGGCGCACUCCUCACAACUGCACCGAUGUCCCAGGAUGAAACAUUGCCUGCAGUGUCUUUAAUGCAAUCGCCAGCGAUACCACCAAUGAACUUUAGAGACACAUUGGAACGUCAAGAGACUAGUGUGCUGCAGGCACAGCGCUCCCAUAAUAAGAGGCGUGAAACCCUCAGGCAAACCUUUGAACUACCAUACAUGUCGCCAGCGGCCCCUCCUGCUGACUUCAGGGACAGUUCUAUACCGCCGCAGCAGAAGACCCGACGAUUGCGUUCCAGACGUCAUGACCCGCCAAUGAGCGAGGAUGAAUUGCUGACUGUGUGCACGCCACCCCCACAAUUUCGCAAAUCCAGGUCCAGACAGAGGGAAAAACGGCAGUCGCAGCUAGUGGAGCCUGUACCACCUCCAUACCAUUUUAGUGACAAUGCCGAAACGGAUAUAGAUGAGGAGAAUCAGGAGCAAGAGCAACAACUCUUGCCACCGGCCGAAUUCGUCAAUGAGACACAGCAGAUCCAUUCAAUGGUGGAAGACGUUUAUAUUCAAGAGAUUGCAGCUAAUGAGCAGUCAAGCAGAAGGUCAUUCGCACAAAGGUCUAUGAGUCUGACAACUAGCAGACAACUGAAAAAGUCAGAGCUACAGCCACAGAUAGAACAAGGAAAAGACUCCGAGGAGAAUCAGCAAGGGAAGGGUGGAAAGCAAAAGAAGAAGGAGCAACAGGAGAGAGAGUUGCGGGAGAAACUGCAAAUGGAGAACGAAACAAAGAAAAACCUAGAAAAGGAGAAUGAAAGGCAGCAAAGAGAGCUGAUGGCAAUGCAGGAAAAGAAAAAGAAAGCAAAUGAGCAAGAGAAUGAAGCCAGAGAGCAGCAGAAAAAACAGCUGGAAGAACACAGGCAACAAGAGGAAGAAAAACAAAGGGAGGAGCAACAGCGAAGAGAAGAGGAGGAGGAACUGGAAAACGAAAAAGUGCGACAGGAAAAAGAGCCGUCGAAGCAGAUCAAGCGGAAAGUGAAAGAUCAAAUGUCGAAGGAAAACCCACAGCCGGAGCAGCAGGAGAUAAAUCACGACGAGCCCACGCAGCUACCAGAGCCAGCACCGCCAGAAGAUGUAUUCAAGAAGCCAACAGCUCCAGCGCCACGAAGCAAAGCAACCAAAAAGAGUCGGUUGGAGAAACAGCUGCGCAUUACGGUGGGUGACGCGACGCUUCCGCCGGAUGAGCGGGAUGACGAUGCCAACUCGACUGGGGUUCGUCGCUCCAGGCGUGGUCAGGUGCCGCUGUGCAAUACCUGGGUGCACAGCGUUAGCGAUCCCUUCCAGUUUAUGCGCAAGAUGAUGGAGCCACCAAAGAAGUCCUCGACCAAGAAGCCCAAAAAGCGAACAGCUUCAACAGCUGAUGGAGGCUGUUCCAUGAUAAACAAACCACCGCUGUCUGCCAGCACGCCGCGUAGUACAGCUGCUCCUAGUAACAACAAACGCACGAAACAGCAGCAACCGCAUCAGGAGAAAAAUCAGGACAAUGUGUUCAACACUUCCGUCGCAAUUUCAGACAUCACUAGACUAAACUACAUAACAGAGGAGGACGAGCCCGCUGAGCCAGAGAUGGAGGCGGUAAUUAAUGUAGUUGAACCAGCGGCUGUGCCCAAAAAACAAGGACGUAAGAAAAAGACGCCGGCCGACAAUACUGAGCCAAACAAAGAAACAAAGGCUAAAGAAAAGAAGAAAAAGAAACCGGCAGCUGCAACUGCAGUUGAACAAAUAGCGGAGGAGCACACCGAAGUCGCGAUGCCGAUACCUGACCAGGCAGGCGCUUCUUCACUUCCUAAUGAGUCGCACGAGCCUUCAUCGGAAACGCUAAUGUCCUGGUUAUGCGGUGCACGCGAUCUGCCACCAGAUAAUUCCGAUGUCAGCGAGACAAAGACUGAUUCCAUGGCUGUCUCACGAGCAGCCAAUCUGCACUUCUCAAACAUUGAUGGGAUCGAGUAUGCCUUUUAUCACACUGAGGAUCGGUACUCUAUGGGCUACAUGCGCUUCCAGCCACUGCAGCAGCGGGGAAUGAAGCGCGCCAAGACCAACACAUUGCGUUUUGUGGCCCUUCAUGGCAAUUUUGAAUUUGAGAUAGUAAGCCCGGAGUCAAAGGAAACCUGCCAUGAUAUAUUGUACACGGGCGACACCAUAGAAAUUAAAAAAGGUAGUCGCUAUGACAUUAAAAACCGCUUGGAUAAGGUUAGCGUCAUAAUGGUCUAUCGUAAUUAAUUGUACGCUACCAACUUUUGUACUAUAUAUAUUUAUACUAUA